Messenger RNA from Melanaphis sacchari, 2918 nucleotides. RefSeq lists its product as uncharacterized. Gene Ontology annotation, molecular function: G protein-coupled receptor activity. Bases 773 to 2248 code for a protein of 491 amino acids. NCBI's taxonomy places the organism in Eukaryota, Metazoa, Arthropoda, Insecta, Hemiptera, Aphididae. Gene Ontology annotation, cellular component: membrane. Gene Ontology annotation, biological process: G protein-coupled receptor signaling pathway. The transcript has 9 exons. The record is from RefSeq and is a predicted model, not a curated record.
GUUAUGGUUUUUGUGCGACACGAUUUCGUCCCGCAAAAUAAUAAUAAUAAUAAUAAUAAUAACAGUAAUAAUAAUGAUUACGGUGUAAUCGAUGUAAUUAAAAAAAAAAAAAAUUAUAUCAUCAUACAAAAAUAAUAUAUAUCGUUGUAGUUAACACAGUUCGUUUUAAUGUAAUACUACACCGUCAUUGAACACGGGACGUAGGCAUUGAUAUUGAGAGCUGGUGGCUACCGGAUAAGCCGAAGACCAUAAGACAUGAUAUGAUAUUUUUAAUAUAUUUUUCUUAUAGCGGUCUAAAAAGUCGACUAAUGCGAACUGUUAUUAUAAUUUAGUUAUUAGAUCUAUAUAAAUAUAGAGAGAGAGUGAUAUGUUUUUGAUUAUUUUUGGCUAUUUCUUUCUUUCUCUAUCAUAUUCGCUUUAAUAUAUACCUGUUUGUGUACCUAUAUCAAUCACUAUUGCCUUUUAUACUUCGUUUCUUUUUUUCUACAUAAUGUAUUUAUAAUAUAAUAUUCAUAUGCAUGUUCGUUUUGAUAUUUAAAACGUCCAUUUUACCGAACAAAUCACGCGAUAACAGCAAUGCUGCAUAAAAACAGCCAUCCGUAUUGUCACCGAACGUCAUGUCGCGGCCAGCGGGUUGCAUGUAUAUGGUUUUAAAAUCGAAUAGCUGACGGAUCUAAAGAUGAGAUCCAUUCUGGAUACUACAAGAACGAACUAAGAGAAAAUCCUUAUUGACCGAUUUCGUGUAUUUCUCAAAAGAAAUCUGCAAUGAUUUAUGCAAAGUAGAGGAGGAUCAGUGGUGAUGAUUGGUGCGCCUAACCUUCGGAAUCCUGGAUCAAACGGGACCUUGACCAAUGGCAGUAGAGCGUUUCAAUGCCACCCGGAAGGAGAAUCCGAAGCUACCAUAACACUCACACUUGUCGGUUUAGGCAUAGUUGCAAAUACGGUGCUUAUGGCUCUCAUAAUAUUCAACAAACAUUUGCGAAGGUGGUCGCAAGGACUAUUAUUCCAUCAGGCAAUGGUGGAUUGCGCAAGGGCGGCCAUAUUGAUACCGUUGGCGCACAGUCUUCUCUAUUGUGUGCCAGUGAAAAAAUGUAGCUUGGUGGAGACCGCAUUCCUAUUACUGGUUACCGUAUCCACGAUAAAUAUGUUGACCAUCGUCCUUAACGAUUCGCCAGUGUUCCCGGAGGAUGAUGAAGAAGACGGCUAUCAGGUGUCUUCGGUGCCGCUGUUGCUGGACUCGCCGCAGUGCGUCGUGUUCGGCACGUUCAUGAUAUGGUUCGCGGCCAUCACCAUCAACCUGGGCCCGACGUUCAUGAGCGGCGCACUGGCCGCCGGCGCCGAGGUGAUCAGGGACAAGCCGGGCUGUCCGCUCGUGCACGGCCCGUUCCGGCACUACAUACUCAACGCCCUGUGGAUAAUCAUCAACCUGCUGUGCGUGCUGCUCACGCUGUUCCACUUGCGCAAGCUGCACAGGGACCUGACCAAGGCCAACGUGGAGGCCGUCAGGGUGGCCGGAUUGGUCACCACGUUGGUGAACGUGACCGGCAACAAUUACUCGGACCCGCGGCACGCCCCGAGGAGAAGUUUGGGUGCGGUAGAAGAGCAUCAGAGGAUGCGCAACUACCUGUUGCGCAUUGAAAGAGAAGGAGUCCAAAAGGUUAAAAUGUUCGUAGUCAUCACUGCGGCGUAUGUGAUCUUCUGGGGACCACUAUUUUUUGUUACGUUGGUACAACAUCCACUAUCCGGCAAUCGUUCCGACUACGAGAUGUUGCUGCAGGUGACAUUGCACGUGGCCAAUGGCCAUUCGUUCGUCAACGCCAUGCUGUUCCUGGUGCUUCACCGAGGACUCCGGCAAGCGGCCGCCGACGCUUGCUGCACCAGCAUGUCCAUGGUGGCCAGGUGGCUGACGGCCGGGUGGUCGCCGGAACCGUACACGCUGGACGCAUCGUUGCCGGGCAUGUCACCUGAGCCCGUGUUGGCUGCUCCACCGCCACCGCCGCCCUCCAGUCUACCGGCGUACACUAUUCGGCACACUUCGAUGAGAACUCGGUCGAUGAACCGUUUCCCGGCGGUCCACCACCGGAACCCGCACUACGACUACCAUUCAUCGCAUCCUAACCUGCACGACAUGUCGGGCAUCAAUAUGGGCCGGUUGUAUAACAGUCACGAGUAUCUACCGAACGAUUACCGCCGAUACAACCACUACUAUCAUCACCGGGAAACGCCACCGUGCUCGUCGCCCGAGUGAUUUUAUUUUGCGUCGUCAUCAUCGUCAUCGUCGUCGUUGUCUUUCCCGCGUGUUCGUCGUUCCUGUUUCGCGGCUGUCAAGCCGUCGUUACCCGAAUAAAUCGUAAAAAUAAAAUCCACAAAAAAAAAAAAUCUUCCGAAAUCAUUCUUCCACGCGUGAGCGUCUAGGACUUAGGAGGCAGCUGUGGUGGCAGUGGCGGUGGAAGUUUCGGCGUGGGUGGGCAUGUGGGUCAGUCAUAUAGUGGGCCUGAAUACAAGGGGAUUUCGCUCGUCCUUGUAUCCGACCGCCCACGGCUCGGUGGCGAAUAUCGAACAAAUGUCCGACCGACUGAUGGCGAACCGAAAAUCCGCUCACAGAACGAGCACACACUAUUGUAAUAUUUAUUGUACCGUCUUUACGUUGUAUUAUUUCCGCAUAUUUAAAAUACCGACGAUGACCAAUUUACAAGUAUCUUAGUACUUAUAUAUAGAAAUAUCAAUUUCCGUGUUUCGUUCCGUGCGUUGGUUUUUCGAAUUGAUCUCACACGCCACACCGUCACCCCGAACCUCUCAUCACACCACUACACCUAGCGUAUCACUCUCAACCACUUUGGCCUACUUUUCGACAACCGUCGCCGUCGUCCCCGAAAAUACCGCUCACCGGGCGUUCAGCCCAUUUUCGAAUAUAUACG